GCAAAGUUUUAAAGGGUGGCAAGUAGGAUCCUUUAUCUUAAGGGUUCUUAAUUAAUAUAAAGCUACCACAUCUUACGUUGUGCACUUGUCAUAAACGCUUUUGUGACAGAAUCCUGUGUGCCGCGUUUGGAUAUUGCUUGUGACGUUGUCAUGAUAUAAUUGACUUGCAUUUAGUGCACGGGUUAUAUUCAUACGACUGUAUAUAUUUUAUUCGAUUGUACAUUGUAGUUUUUUUGCCAUUAAUUUUCAUUUUAAGCAUUUUGAUCGGUCGAUAAUACACACGGAUUGGUUGUCAAGAUGUCGCAGAACUUCAAGAAUAUGAGUGUCGCCUCUAACGAGACCACCAACGGCCUCGCCAGAGACCUUGAGGACAACAGGAAGAACCAGCCUAACCCUGCAUACAUGAUGUUCACUGCCAUCAGUCAGGGUUUCUGUGUCAUGCUUAACCUUCACGUUAUGUUCAUGAUGUCCGGUAUGGCUCCUGCUGUUUUGGGUGUUGAGAACUUUGCUUCUCUCGUUGUUUUCACUUUGGAAGGUGCUGCUUUGUUGGUUAACAUCAUUAUUUUCUGGAUGAACCCAUUGAAGCCAUGGUUCACUGUAUUCCUUUGCCUCAUUCAGGCUAUAGGCAAUGCAUUCCAGAUUUUCGUUGUAAGCAAGUUCACCGGUACCCUUGGUAAGGGUUUGUAUCUUGGUGGUACUGCUGCUCUUGGUGCCAUCUUCGGAUCAAACAUUAUUACUUCAUUCACCUUCAUUGCUUUCGGUCCUGUUAACCACCUUGGUGCUUUCAGUUUCGGUUUCGCUAUUGGUGGUAUUGUACCAUUCACUCUUUCUGUUAUCCUUCAGAACACUGUCUUCACUUCUAACAGUGCUGAUGAUGUUCGCAAGUCCAUGUACUGCAUUAUUUCAUUCGUUAUUUGCAUGUCCAUUGUAUCUGCUAUUAACUUGGCUAUUUACUUCACCAGGGCUUCCAUUAAGGAACACUACAAGCGUGUUGAGGCUGAGGGUCUCAGCACUGUGAAGUGCACUUUCAGGGAUGCUAUGAAGGGUCUUAAAUACGCAUGGAAGAUUGUUGUUGUUCAGUUCUUGAGUUACAUGAACUUGCUCACCUUCUACCCUGGUGUCGUUCCUAGCUGCAUGGACUUGCCAUUGAACCGCAAGAUUAUGCUCAUUGGUGUGUUCCAGAUCAGUGAGACUGUUGGUCGUGGUAUUGCUGUCUUCAUUGAGAAGAAGUACUUGCUUUGCAACACUUUGACCAAGGUUAUGGUUUUGACUGUUGCUAACAUUGGUACUGCCAUUUUCCUUCUCUGUGCUAUUCUCUAUCACCAGAUUGUUUUCUUCAACAACAUUGUUUCUAUCACCAUUGGUAUCAUUACUCUUGGUGCUGUCGGUGGUUACUGCAACUCUUUCGCUGACAGGUGCAUUAGGGAGGAGAUUCCCGAGGACCUUGGAAAGGAGGUCACUGUUUCUGCUACCACUGUCUUCCGGAUCAUUGUAACUGGUUUCUGUGUUUUGGGUAGUCUUGGUUCCACUUUCUUGGUUCCCGCCAUCCCCAAGAUCCCAGAGCCAGUUGUUAAAGCUGCUGAGCAGCUUGCUGAGAAGGUUGCUGAAGGUGCUGGCGCUGCUGCUAACGCAGCUAGUACUGCUGCUGAGGCCGGUGCUGGUGCUGCUGCUAACGCCGCUGCUACUGCUGGCGCCAUGCUCAGUGAAACGGCAAAAACUGUUUUGUCCAGUACCGUGCACCCUUAAGUAGCCUAACCAUUUAGGUGUUUUUGUCCUAUUUUAUCUAAAAAACUAUGAAUACAUCCGCCUAUUGCAGAUGGCCUCUGUGAUGCCUCAAAAAGUUUCGGUGGCCAUGAUGCUCAUUGUUUCAUCCACUAGGGCGUAAUUUGUUCAAAAUCGUCAUGUACUGUAUU
Messenger RNA from Babesia bovis T2Bo, 1913 nucleotides. RefSeq names its product putative integral membrane protein. The coding region runs from base 298 to 1746 and encodes 482 amino acids. Lineage: Eukaryota; Apicomplexa; Aconoidasida; Piroplasmida; Babesiidae. The transcript has a single exon. The record is from RefSeq and is a predicted model, not a curated record.